UUGCACACUUUUGGACAAGACAAUGGUAAAGAGGGGACUCUCUGUGGAGGAGAAACGGGACAAGGUACUCGACAUUUACCACUCUACCAAGGCCAUCUACAGCCUCAAGGAAAUCGAGAAAGCAGCAUCGAAGCAAGGGGUGACGAUCAACACAGUCAAGGACGUGAACCAAUCUCUAGUGGACGAUGGCCUCGUGGAUAUGGACAAGAUCGGCGCUUCGAACUUCUUUUGGUCCUUUCCUUCCAAAGUGGCGGUCACCAAACAAAAUGUAGUCGACAACCUUGAGCAAAGCAUCGCCAAGGCCGAAGACAACACAGCAGCCAACAAGCGCAAGUUUUCGGAGCUUGAAGAAGGUCGUGCGGACACAGCAAGCCGAAGAGAGAAGCUUGGACGUUUGCAGGAGAACGGCCUACGAUUACAGGAGCUAGAGAAGGAGUAUGAAUCACUCAAGGAAAAUGACCCUGCAGAGCUGGAGAAGGUCGCCCGUCUGACACAGGUAUGCAAGGACGGAGUCAAUCGCUGGACAGACAAUUCGUGGUGCAUCAAGAGCUGGAUGGUGAAGACGAAGGGAAUGAGUGGGAAAGACGUGGACAGAUAUCUGCAAAUCAAGGGAGACUUUGACCUAGUUUGAGUUUUUCAAUUGUACCCCGUCGGGCGAACCAGAUACUACGCGCUCCCUGGUUUUUGUGUGUCGUCCGGUGCGUAUGCAUCCGUCCGUGGUGGGAGCUUGGCCAAGAGUGCGCGAGCCAGCUUCAUGUGCAGCGAAUUAGGGGUGGUGCGGGGGAGAGGCUCUUUGUAGAUUUGUUGUGGCUCUGCCUGCCGCUCCCCAUUUCAGUGUGCUCCCACCUGUAGUGCUAGUAGCAGUCAGCGAAAGCCAACACGUGCGGUUGGACUACUAGAGAAAAUGUACAAAAGGUGACAUUCUUGUGAGCUCACACAUACGUAUAUAUUGGCCAAUAGAAAAAAGGGUGUCCGAACACCUCCGUUAGUUCAAGAAUGAGUACAUAUGUGAUAUUGCCUUUGCUGAAGUAUUGUAUGCAUACAACUUUUAAAGAAGCCCAAAUC
Messenger RNA from Ectocarpus siliculosus, 1065 nucleotides. NCBI's taxonomy places the organism in Eukaryota, Phaeophyceae, Ectocarpales, Ectocarpaceae. The record is from the annotation of a GenBank genome assembly.